Aplysia californica (California sea hare) is the source of this 2225-nucleotide messenger RNA. Its product is annotated as U4/U6 small nuclear ribonucleoprotein Prp3. Lineage: Eukaryota; Metazoa; Mollusca; Gastropoda; Aplysiida; Aplysiidae. Gene Ontology annotation, biological process: mRNA splicing, via spliceosome. The transcript has 19 exons. Gene Ontology annotation, cellular component: U4/U6 x U5 tri-snRNP complex. The record is from RefSeq and is a predicted model, not a curated record. The coding region runs from base 143 to 2209 and encodes 688 amino acids.
UUAAACGAAACGAAUAAAUCUACUGCAGUAAAUUACUGUUCAAGUGUUUGUUUCUGACACCUUCGAUUUUCUUGCGUUUUGAUUUCAGCCUAUGCCGUAGAUUUAAUAUUUCACACUUCGAUCUUGACAAGGAGUCCUCACCAUGGCCCUGUCAAGCCGAGAUUUGGAAGACCUGAAACCUCUGGUGAACGAGACGGUGAAAUCUUUCAUGGGUUUCACCGAUCCCACCAUUGUGACCACUGCCCUGAAUUGCCUGGGGAAAGGUUACGACAAAAGGAAGACCAUUGAUAAUUUGUCGCAGAUUUUGGACAGCGGCCAGGCUGCUAGCCUUGCAGAAAAAGUUCAUUACCUGUACGAUGACUUCCGGAACAGCGGAAGAGCUGUCAAGAAAAGACGCAGGGAUAUGGAGAUGGAGGAGAACAUGAAGCGCCGGCGUUUCAUCGACGAGAUUGAGAUCACUGAGAUGUCGACCGUGGUGGAGCCUGUGGCGCCCCCUAAGCCCAAGAACACACUGCCCAACCUGGUGCCUCCCGGGUCGCAGUUGACCCCGGAUAAGAUUCAAGAGAUGAUGAUGAACGCUCAGAAAAUGAUCCAGGAGAGGAAAGCCCAGCUCAAGGCCACGCUGCCCACCCCGCCCACGGCCCCUGCCCCCUCAGCCCCGCUCCCCCCACCCCCGAAGCCGGCAGCGCCGCCCUUGAUGCAGAACCAGCAGCAGCAGCAGCAGCCGGCGGAGGAUGCGCUCAGCAAGGCCAAGAGGGCGGCCGAGCUACAGGCACAGAUCCAGGCGCGGCUCAGCGGGCUGGCCGGAGCGCUCCCACCACCGCUCAUCCCGGGGCUGCAGGGCUCGCAGACGCCCGUGGUGAAACCACCGCAGCAGGCACAGCCUCUCGCUGGGCCAUCACCUUUGAUUUUGAAUGCGGAAGGAAAAACGAUCGACGCAAAAACAGGGGAGGCUAUCCAGCUCACGCAGUACACCCCGACGUUAAAGGCAAACAUCCGAGCGAAACGACUGGAGCAAUUCAAAGGUCUGAUAGAGAGACCGCCAGAGGAGAUGAGCGACAGCAAGUUCUUUGAUUCCAGAGUAGCGAUGAAGGGUCUCCAACGGCAGCGUCGCGGCUUCAAGUUCCACGAGAAGGGAAAGUUUGAGCAGCAAGCCUCAAGGCUCAGAGCUAAGGCCCAGCUGGAGAGACUGCAGACAGAGAUAGCACAGGCAGCCAAGAAGACUGGAAUCGCCUCUGCUGCCAAAAUUGCCACGAUUACGCCCAAGAAAGAAAUUAAAGAAGGCGAGGUCCCUGAUGUGGAAUGGUGGGAUACGUUCAUCAUGAGAGGAGGAACAUACGAUGUCGUUCCGUCCUCUGGAGGCAUCCCGACGUCGGUGCUGGACGGGGUGACCAGCCUGGUGGAACAUCCCAUACAGAUCGCCGCCCCGGUGGAGGUGAAGAACGAGGCAGCCAUCCCCGUCUACCUGACCAAGGGGGAGCGGAAGAAGCUGCGACGCCAGAACCGCCGAGAGGCCGAGAAGGAGCUACAGGAGAAAAUUCGACUGGGUUUGGCCCCGCCCAUGGAGCCGAAAGUUCGGAUGGCCAACCUGAUGAGAGUGCUGGGCACGGAGGCUGUACAAGACCCCACCAAAGUGGAGGCCCACGUCCGGGCACAGAUGGCCAAGCGACAGAGAGCCCACGAGGAGGCUAACGCCGCUCGCAAGCUGACGGUGGAACAACGCCGGGACAAGAAGAUUGGCAAACUGAAGGAGAGUGUGGAGGAUGGGGUACAUGUGUCUGUGUACAGAGUGCGUGACUUAAGUGACCCCGCCCUCAAGUUCAAGGUGGAGACGAACGCCUCUCAGCUGUACAUGACCGGGAUGACCAUCCUGUACAAGGACUGCAACGUGGUGGUGGUGGAGGGAGGUCCAAAGCAACAACGCAAGUUCCGUCGGCUGAUGCUGCAUCGUAUAAAGUGGGCGGAGUCACAUCGAAGGACAAAAGACGCAGAAGACUCAGAUGAGGAAGGCAGCGUAGACAAAACCAACAGAUGUGUUCUGGUGUGGGAGGGUACAGUCAAGACAAGAGCCUGUGGAGAGAUGAAGUUCAGGAACUGUCCGACGGAGACGUUUGCCCGGGAACAGAUGAAGAAACAGGGAGUGGAGCACUACUGGGAUCUGGCUUAUUCAGGGGCUGUGUUGGAGACUGCUGGGGAGGAGGAUAGCUAGUGUGUGUGUGUGUGUG